CACGAGCGCUGCCGUUUGCUACACUCAGCCUGAGCGAGUGCACAGAGCAAACCGAGCAAAAAUACAGACUUGACGUGCGAGAACUGGCGAGAACAAACAGCCCUGCUUUCAGAAAGCUGCGAAGCCACACGACAAAAGAACGAAAGGUGCAGCAAUGGCGACUUACACCAGGUCAGACAGUUGUCGGGUGUGUCCGUCAGCACGCGGUAACCGCUUCGACACGGCUCGCCGCAAGCGCGCGGCCCCCAACAUCUUCGAACACGUUAGUGAGGACGCGCUUACGCGGCUGUUCCGCAAGACGGGUGACGCGAAGGCCGAAGAGCGCGUGCGGAGCAUCUUCUCAUGUGCCAACGACCCAGACGAGACGGCGCGCGCCCUGAUGGCGCUUAAGCAACGGAAGAAAGACAAGUUCCUGCAGAUCGCACGCACACUCCGCGGCCUGCUGAAGCUGCGUUGAGGAUUCGCUAUAGCGGCUCCGGUAGAAGAGUCGCAGACGAGUGACGGUAGUUCGACAGCAGCACGAACGACUCCGAGUCGAUACUGUACGCAGAUGCUCAGGGACACGGAGGAGACAGACACUCACACACAGGCCGGCCAGAGGGAAAGUCAUGUGGCGCAGCGUAUGGCAAGCCAAAGGUCCAAAUCGCCACAAACAGACGGUUUUGAUGGCGUUUGUAGUGCCGGUGUCAUGCUGUGCUGUGAAGCACACAGACAAGCAGCAGCUCUGAGAUGAAGCUCAGCUGCAACACCCAUCGCAGAGGAACACAAACAUCUCAUGAACUUUUGCAAAGACUAAUAGACUUCAUGAGCAGUUACGAACUUCAGUGUUCUUGCACUACUAUUAUUAUUAUUAUUAUUAUUAUUAUUAUGACAACACUGUGAUAACUUUUGUUCAUGCAUUUGCACAUAAUUUGUAACUUCCACAAUAAAUUAUUAACUUUUUUUUUUUAAAUCAUUGUGUGAUUAUUCUAAUUCACUUCAGAAUUUAGCUUGUUGAAAUUAGAGUAAAUCAAAGCAUUUGAUCUUUCUUUUAGGUUUAUUAUUGUUUCAGCAUGUGCUAUAACACAGUAAACAAAUGGGAGGGGGACUCUUUAUAAGUUACAACUAACAACAUUUAACUACACUUAUUAAACUGUCCAAAAAAGUAAUAUUCAGCAUGUUAAUUUAUUAGCUAGAUGUCCCCCAAAAAUGUCAUUUCACACUUAAAUUGUGUAAAUGCAAAAUUCUCUCAUGGUCAUUAGUCAUGUAUGUUAUAAUGAAGGAAAUAAACAAAUCACAUUAAA
Tachysurus vachellii is the source of this 1283-nucleotide messenger RNA. It is a transcript of the gene tcima, whose product is annotated as transcriptional and immune response regulator a. Gene Ontology annotation, biological process: endothelial cell activation involved in immune response; negative regulation of Notch signaling pathway. The record is from RefSeq and is a predicted model, not a curated record. The transcript has a single exon. Gene Ontology annotation, cellular component: nucleus; cytosol. NCBI's taxonomy places the organism in Eukaryota, Metazoa, Chordata, Actinopteri, Siluriformes, Bagridae. Gene Ontology annotation, molecular function: Notch binding. The coding region runs from base 155 to 457 and encodes 100 amino acids.